This is a messenger RNA of Plasmodium malariae, 4812 nucleotides long. It is a transcript of the gene VPS51, whose product is annotated as vacuolar protein sorting-associated protein 51, putative. Gene Ontology annotation, cellular component: GARP complex; membrane; EARP complex. The record is from RefSeq and is a predicted model, not a curated record. The coding region runs from base 1 to 4812 and encodes 1603 amino acids. Gene Ontology annotation, biological process: lysosomal transport; retrograde transport, endosome to Golgi; Golgi vesicle transport. The transcript has a single exon. NCBI's taxonomy places the organism in Eukaryota, Apicomplexa, Aconoidasida, Haemosporida, Plasmodiidae.
AUGAGUAACUAUAACAAAAGCGAUAGGAGAAAAAACGUGGGCUCCAUAUUAUGCAGCUACUACAAUUUAGAAAGGGAAAAUAACUGCAAUAGGAAGGAAAACCAUAUGAAUAGUUUAAGUUACAAAGAUCAAGUGACUAGAAAUGAUAUAACAGAUGAAGACAAGUAUAGAAAAUUAAAGACUGAUAAAGGGAAUACAAAUGACAUAUCAAAAGAAAUGAACAGUGAGGUAUAUAUAGACGAACUGGAUAAAAAAAGUUCUGAAUUUAAUGUUAAUGAUUAUUUUAAAAAGUUAUUAGAAAAGUCCAGUUUAGAAGAAUUAAUACACAAGUCCAAAAAAAUCGAAAAGGAAAUUAAACAGAAUGAUAGCUUUAUGCAAUCUUUAGUAUAUGAGAAUUACAGUAAAUUUAUAGAUGCUACUGAUACGAUAGUGCUUUUGAAAAAAAAUUUUAAAAAUGUAAAGGAAAAAAUAAAAAAUAUAAAUGAUCAUCUUACAUAUAUUGAUGAUAAUUCCAAUUUGGUUAGUAGCAAAGUGUCAGAAAAUUUUGAAAAAAUUGAAAAUUUAAUACAAAUAAAAAAACUGUUAAAUGAUAUUAAUAUAAUUAUGAAAAUACCCAAAAAUAUGUUCUCUUUAAUUAUUCAAAGGAAAUACAUAAACUCUUUGAAAUUAUUUAUCGAAGCCGUUCCAUUCUUUUAUAAAAAUCAACACUUUAGGGUUUUUCAAAAUUUGUAUUUAGACUGCGAUAAUUUAGCAAACAUUGCUUGUUACAUGUACUUAAAGGAAUUGAAAGGGGGAAAAAUUGAUAGAGGAAAAGCUGAACAUAGUAGAAAAAGUCUACAAGAUGAAACAGGUUCACGGGAGGAAGAUACAGAAUUGGGUGAACAAGAUGAAAAGGGAGAAAGGAACAACCCCAUCUUUUUCGAUAAAGACAAUUUAGAAAAUUCUUUUCAUAUACUUCAUUCUCAUGUUGGGUUAAGUGAGCAAAUCGUGUCCUGUCUCUAUUUAGUACUAGCAUAUGGGGAAGAUAAAAAAAAUGUAAGAAAUAUGUACAUUCAGAAUAGAAUUAUGGCAUUAAGAUAUUUAUUACAGAACAUAUUUAGCCUGAACAAUUACGUAAAUUUCGGUGCGAAGGAGAUGCCUUUGGCGGGUACAGCCCUGGGAAGAAGUAAACUACAUAACGAGAGAAGUGGAAGUGGUAAUGAAACGGUUAAUGGCAAUGAAAAUGGAAACGACCAUGAAAACAUCCAUGGAAGUAGCAGCAGCAAUAUCAAGGUGUACAUUCGGGACGCGAAUGACGACACGUGCUCCAAUGAACUGUACAAUAAAAUAUUCGAAAACAUUCUGGAGCUAUCGUUUAAGUACUUGGUAAAUUUCUUUUUUGGUGUCAUUGAAAAUUUUGAAGAGAUUUUUCUAAGUGAAGGUUAUUCUAAUAAUAAGGCAAGUACAGAGAAGAUAUUUUUUUUAAAUGGAAAAGAAGUAAAACCGUCUGAGGCUAUCCCAUAUAUAACUGGUUUAAUAAACAAUCUUAACUUGAAUAUAAGAGAAAAAAGUCGAGAGCGAAAAAUGGAUGGAACAGCAGAACGGCUGUCAUCGACUCUUUUCCCUUCUUCAUAUGAUCCCAAUGCAAAAUGGCUUCAACUUGAGGAGGAAGAGAUAUGUAUGAGUUACAACCCUUUUAAUAAAGUGAGAUACGAUGAUGUAUUCAACUUGUGGGACACAGUAGUUGACGAUGAUGAUAAGAAAAUGAUGGAAUCAUUAACAAAAAGCUUCUUUAAUGUUUUACUAAAGUUAACGGUUGACCUUAUAUAUAUGUUUAACCCACCCAUACAACUAAUUGUUCUUUCGCUAAACAAGUUAAUAGUAAACGUAAAAAAUUAUGAGGCGCGCAAAAGUAGCGGUAGUAGUAGCAGCAGCAGUAGCUGCGUCAGUGGCAGUACCAGUGCAUUGGUGAUGAUCCCAUUUUUGAGUAGAUUCAUAAAGAAGACGUAUUACAUAGUACUGAAGCUACGGUUUUAUAAUUUAUGCUUUACGAAUAAUUUAAAUCUCACGAACUUUUUAAAUUUAUGUAAUAAGAAAGAUUUAAAUUAUGUAUUAGAUGAUAAAAAUGAACUGGGUCAUAAUGUUUUGUUGAGCCUUUGUCUAACGUUCAUGGAUUUAUCGACAUUUUAUGAACAGGUACAGGUGGUAAAUACGCAUUUUUAUUUUAAAAAUAUAAUAAAUUUCGUUAUUAUUUAUUUUAUUUUUCUCACAAAAUUUAUAAAUUCCUUUAUAUACCAUUUCGUUUGUGUGUAUGAUAGAAAAGAUAUGCGGUGUGACGAAUCAAAAAGGGAGGAGGCAAAUAAAGAACAGGUAGUAAUAAAUAAUGUCCAUGUGAAGGACUGUAAUUAUGAUGCACCUGUAUGUAACAAAAGAAAAAAAAAUAUACAAAAUGAUGAGAUGUGUAGUGAAGGGGAUAUCACUAUUAUUGAAAAUAAGUGCAUUAACAUGAGUGAACAUAUGCGUAUGAAAUUUGUAAAUGACAAGGAUGAGGAGGAAUUUUAUAUGAGUGAUAUAUUAGUGGAUGAAUACUCAGAUGACUCCUAUGUAGAUAACGAAAAAAAUACGAUUAAGUACAAAAAUAUUUAUUUAACUUCGUAUAACUGUGAUGGUGAUGGGGCAAAAAGAGGGACUAGAGAAAAGGUCCCAAGUUGUUCGAAACACUUGUCCUAUUACUUAUAUAAUGGUAUUCAUAUAAGUAAUACUCCAUUUCAAAAUAUCUUACGAAAUACAAAAAAAUAUAUGAAAAUGGAUUAUGAACAAUUCUUUGAGCAAAUUAUAGAAAGGCAAAAUUUCGAAGCAAAAAAAAAUAAGAAGAUCUACUUUUUGUUAUCUCUAGUGAGCAUAUUUCAAAAUUUUAAAGAAGAAGGUAUUUCUAAAAUAUUUAGUAUAAUUGUUGAUAUGUACAAAGAAGGUUACGCUUUGGUGAAUGACAGAAGGAAAAUAUGUUUAAGUAACGAACUGAAAACGCUCUUAUAUGAGGAUGUAUAUUCCUUUUUUAAAGAAGAUAAUAGUAGUAAUGAGGAGGGGGAGGAAUGUGAAAUGAAUACUUUAAUCCGUACCACGAAUGGGAGAGAGAGUGAUAAACACACUGAUCGGCAUAACACUGACAUUGACCUGGAUACACAAGCGGAUAUGCGCACUAGUCUUCACGCUGAUGAUACUGAAUGGACAUGGGAGGAGGGAAAGAGGCUGGGUUUCCACCUAAGUGUUGUAGAUAAAAGUAAAAUGCGUAAAGAUAGUAAAGAUAUAAAAAAUGGUAAAUACACAAAGGAUAGCAAAUACACAAAAGAUGGUAAAUACACAAAGGAUGGUAAAUACACAAAGGAUGGUAAAUACACAAAGGGUGGUAAAGAGAAUGAUGAAAUGAACGCUAGUUUGAAUGCCAACAAAGGGGACUUAUAUAGUAAACUAUCAUUCCGAAAAAGUAAAACUUCAGAACAACAUGAGGGAAAAAGUAACACAUUAAUAGUAGCAAUAAAAUCAAAUGAAAAAAGAGGUUAUAUUUAUCGUAAAAAGGCUAAUAACAAUGGCAAUGAUUUAGAUAGGAAUGGAAAUUCUCAAUGUGCCCUCAUGAGUAAGUCGGUUGAUGAGGGAAAUGUUAACGAUAAGGAUGGAAGUAAGUACGACGACAUGAGCGAUCGCAGCGAUAUGAGUGGACACAGUGGUAGGAGUAGCCACGACGGGAUUAAUUCAUCCCUUAGGGGAAUGACGCACGAGGGAAGAAAAAAAAAGAAAAUUGAAGAUUUCAUGUCCGGUGAAACAGACGGAAAAUCAAAAAAUAUUCCAUCAAAGCAAUAUUACAGUGAUGAUGAUUUUUAUAGCGAAAAAAAUGAAAAAGAGAUGAAGAAAUAUGCAUUAGGCAUAUGUAAUUUUGUAAGGUAUAAAUUUCACGAAAAAUAUAAUGAAUUAAUGAAUUUGUUUAUUUCCUAUUAUAUUAAUAAAAUAUCCCAUAACAUAAAAACAUACAUUCAGAAUGGGAAAUGGGUAGAGGGAGAAGAGGUAAAACUAGUGAGCAAUAAUUUUAUAUACCUUUUUAAAAAUAUUCAUAAAAUUUAUUCUACGUUAACGCUUUUUUUUGAUCGAAAAAUAAAAGGGUCAUCAUAUACCUUGUACGAAUUAAACGAACUCUAUGUAAAUAUAGUACGGGAAUUAGAAAGAAUUUGCAAAACAAGUUCGAAAGAACAAAAGUUUACUUCAAAUGUGAUGCAUAAUAUAAAUUUAACUCCCAAUGAUAAGAAGCAAAUUAGUCAAAACGUAAGAGAUAAUAAAAGCAGUAGUGUUAGCACUAACAUUAGUACUACGUUUGAUACUAACGUUAACGUUAACAUUGGCCGUGGCAAUAUAUUAUGUUUACCGGGUUACCAGAGGAAUAUAGAAAUGUAUAUGUAUAAACUGUACAUGCUGAAGAUGGAAAAUUACAAAAAAAAUAUUCCUCUUAAAGCUAGCAAAAUUAUCCUUGUCAUAAUUAAAAUAUUGUUUAAAAACUACACGGAAUAUGUAAGAAAUGCACAUUUUAAUGAAUACCGUUUUUACAAAUUAAAAAUUGAUUUUUUCUUUUACUUUCAUUGUUUGAAAUAUUAUAUUCCUGUUGAUGAUGAAAAUGUUUUAUUUGUUAUUCUAGACGAGGUAUUGAUAAAUGCAAAUGAUAGAAUAUGCGGUCUACAUAGAACAGAUGACGGACGGUCUGUCUAUCGUAUUCACAUGCUGGACGAUAUCGGCAUUGACACGGAUGCGAACGUGAAGUUUAUACUGCGCAACAUCAGGAGGCGUUAG